Molecule: messenger RNA, 1501 nt
Organism: Lolium rigidum
Lineage: Eukaryota; Viridiplantae; Streptophyta; Magnoliopsida; Poales; Poaceae
Product: B3 domain-containing protein Os01g0234100-like
Exons: 5
Coding region: 532-1269 (245 amino acids)
Source: RefSeq, a predicted model, not a curated record
UUGUUGGUCAAGAAUCUAAGGCAGUUGAUGACUGUGAUGAUCCAGAUUGCAAGGACGAAUUCGUUCCUUUGAGAGGUGAGAAGGUCGAUGCUGCUGUUGGUCAACAAGCUAAGGCAGUUGAUGACUGUGAUGAUCCAAAUGACAAGAUCAUAAGGCCCACGAAUGUGGAGAAUGGGCAAGAAAGGCGUCCAGGCUUUCUUUAUAAACAAGGAGCAAGAAUGUCUACAGGAGGUAAUCCAGGCUUUCGUUAUAAACGCGGAGCAAAAAUGGCUGCAAGUUAUAAAAGGAAGGAGUGGCAAUUAGGGUCCAAAUCUUCUAGGAACAAGAAGGAAGAGAAACCAACGUUGGUUGAUAGCAGCAGCGUGAGACCGACAAGAUUUAAGGUGUGCACAAGUCCAGAGAACAGGUUCGCUACAACUGGCGGAGUGUCUAAUCACCCGAGUUUUGACACGUCCACUGCAAACAAUACCUUAGGUGAGUUGAGAGUACUAUUAUGAUUAUUCUGCAAUAUUAUCAUACUAAUCAUGCCCCAUGUCCUUCGGCGCAGAAAAAGAAAGUUCAGAUGAAGAUGAGGAUUCGGAGGUUACCCCAUCUAGCAGCAACACAUUCAGCGAUGAUACUGAUUUUGACGCUGUAAAAAGCUUUGCAGACUUUAAUAUCAUCCUUGAUGAUUUGGGCAUCGACCACGAAUUACUCCCCGGUCACCUGCGCAGGAAGUACUACCAGCUCUGCUGCGACAGGAAGAUGUUCCUCCAUAGGCAUCUGAUGAAGCCCAUAAGCCCUGUGCUCGCCGCAGGAGUGAUCUCACAGACGGUCGACAUCGCUGAGGGCAUCAGGACCUCCUAUGCCUCUCCCUCUUUCCUCGAGGUCCUUGCGUUUUGGAAGACGACCCUGGAGGCCUUGGAGGGCCUGGGCAUGGACAUUGCCUUCCUCCGCAAGCGCGUCGAUGACCUCCAGGUGGUUGUCCUGGAGCGAGACCGUGACGUGGAGAAGAUCAGAGCCCUCAGGUCGGAGUUGUCAAGCCUGAAUGACGCUCUGAAGGGCCUGAGCAUGGACAUUGCCUUCCUCCGCAAGCCCGUCGAUGACCUCCAGGUGGUUGUCCUGGAGCGAGACCGUGACCUGGAGAAGAUCAGAGCCCUCAGGUCGGAGUUGUCAAGCCUGAAUGACGCUCUGAAGGGGGUGGGCAUGGAGCUGGAUGAGAUUGAGGAGUCGGCCUCGAAGAUUGAGGAGUCGAUCGCGAAGAUGAAGGUGGUCUUGGGUAUGCCGUAGCUGCCGACAGCACCAUGGUGAUCGACUACAUCUUGUGUGCACCAUCAGUAGUGACCAACACCACGCAGCUCAGAUUUACCUUUUCUAGUUUUUUAUCCAGCUAGGUUAAUUGCCACAGCAACGAAUCAGGAUACUGUUUUCUUUUUGUGCACGUCGAUGAGCUUCAUUUCGUGUACAUCAAUGCCGCAACAUGGGAUGAACAAAUAUAGCGUGGUUUCAGGGUUUAUUGUCA